AUGGGGGCCCUAUUCUUACUAAUAAUUGCUGCCAUACUUCUAAGCUUUGGAGAAGGUUCUGGCAGCGAUUCUAGUGGCACUAACCCAGAUCAAGUUCUCUUUCAUGGAAUCAUUCCUGUUUUAGUUGCUUCUUUGCUCUCUUGUCUGGCUUCUUCUCUCUAUCAGUGGGCUUCUCAGGUUAGACUCCUUUACAUUCCUCCAUUUUCUUCUAUCCUUUCUAUAAUGUUUCCUUUUGGUGCAGGUGAAGAAACACAACUCAUGCUUAAUGACUGUGGAAAUGUCUAUAGUUGGAAGCCUGUCAGUGGGCUUCUUCUCUCUGUGAAGAAACAUAGCUCAUGCUUCAUGAAUGUGGAAAUGUCUAUAGUUGGAAGCCUGUGCUUAUUGGCAAGUAUGUCUAAGUCUCCAGAUGGAGAAGCCAUCAGACAGCAUGGGUUUUUUCAUGGUUGGACUGCAUUGACUGUGGUUCAAGUGGAAUGCUCAGAUGCAUGAUUCGGCCACUUAACCUGCUUUUUUCCCACACCCUCCGUGAAGGUAACUCUGUCACGGAUGCUCUAGCAAAGUUAGGCAGCGAUAAACAGGCUGAAUCCCUUUAUCGCUCCAGAGCCAAUCUCCCGAGACACAUUAGAGGCUCCCUUGUGCUAGAUUGCACUGGUAUGGGCUUUUAUCAGGAGCUCCAGCGCAAGGCAGGGAGUGGGUUGAGAGAUUCGAUCUCAGUGAGUGGGUUGGGAGCUUGGACUGCUUCGCAGCUAGGUUCAACCUCUCAUCCUACAUGGUCCCCCGUCUCCCUCUUCUCAUCCUCGAGAAGUGCCCAUUUUGUCUAUCCAAUUUUCUCUUCUUUUUUUUUUUUUCUUUUUUCUUUUUUUCCUUUUCCUGCUGCCUAUCUUGGCUAUACGAUAGGUGAGGCCCGAUGUAUCUGUGGAGCCCUCCUGAAUGUCCAGUCUUUGUAUAUCUGUUUUUGCUAAUUAACAAAGAUACAGGGGAAAAAGCCCUUUUUUUUCCAAAAAAAAAGGUGGAAUGCUCAGAUCUUGACACUUUGUCUGAGAUAGAUUGACCUCACAUUCAAUGCUUAAGAAAGGUAUUGGUCUGUUCAUUUCAAAACGUUUACAUGAGAUACAAAAUACAGAAGUGAUUUGUAUAUGUGGGUUCUAGUUGCAUGCAGUGGGCAGUUGUAUAAAUACUGGUUGGUUAUUCCUAUUCGUCAGAUUAAUGGCCUUAAAAUGGGCAGUUAAAUAAAAUGGCAUUGGAUCACAUUCAGUGAGAAAAUGUUAGGCAGCUAGGAUUGUACUAUCGGUUUGAUUUUUUUUCAACCAUCAGUUGCCAUUUUGUCCCAUGAGAUUGACAAGUUUGCCCACUGUUGGAACCUUCCUAAGGUCUGACAUGAAGUAUAUUUUGAUCAUAUUAUGCAGAUAGUUGUAUCUUUACAAUUAUGAUGAUGCAGUUCUUUCUGCUUUUGGGAUGAUUCUUUUCUCUCUCUCUUCUUUUUUUUUUUUAAGAAAAAUCUUUUGCUUGAGCUGAAAACAAGGUCUAAAAACAUGGGGUCAUGAACAGAUAAAGAUGCCCUUCCUUCUUUUUU
Messenger RNA from Magnolia sinica, 1573 nucleotides. RefSeq names its product UDP-N-acetylglucosamine transporter ROCK1-like. Gene Ontology annotation, cellular component: Golgi membrane. Gene Ontology annotation, biological process: pyrimidine nucleotide-sugar transmembrane transport. Gene Ontology annotation, molecular function: pyrimidine nucleotide-sugar transmembrane transporter activity. NCBI's taxonomy places the organism in Eukaryota, Viridiplantae, Streptophyta, Magnoliopsida, Magnoliales, Magnoliaceae. The record is from RefSeq and is a predicted model, not a curated record. The transcript has 3 exons. The coding region runs from base 1 to 489 and encodes 162 amino acids.